Messenger RNA from Verticillium nonalfalfae, 2988 nucleotides. RefSeq names its product Vesicle-mediated ER to Golgi transport protein (gene USO1). Gene Ontology annotation, cellular component: Golgi membrane; ER to Golgi transport vesicle membrane; endoplasmic reticulum. Bases 1 to 2988 code for a protein of 995 amino acids. The transcript has 8 exons. Gene Ontology annotation, biological process: transcytosis; intracellular protein transport; vesicle fusion with Golgi apparatus. The record is from RefSeq and is a predicted model, not a curated record. Lineage: Eukaryota; Fungi; Ascomycota; Sordariomycetes; Glomerellales; Plectosphaerellaceae.
AUGUUCUCCUCUAUUUCAACAGCUCCGGCGAAACAGUCGGUUAGCGAUACCAUAUCCGUCCUGAGUGGUCGCCUGAGCUCGGCAACAUUGUUGGAAGAUCGACGUGCAGCCAUUCUUGGUCUUCGUAGCUUUGCCAAAGAUUUUCCCGCCACAGUUGCCUCAGGGGCGCUUCGAAGCUUGAUUGGCAGUUUGAGUAACGACGGGGAAGAUGUUGAUACAGUCAAGGUUGUGUUGGAAACACUGCUGAUGCUGUUCAGUCCCAACCAAGACAGCCCAGAAGCUUCCGACGAGAUCGUUCUCUGGCUAGCAGACGAGUUCACGCAACGCCAGGAUAACAUCACUCUUUUGCUUGAUUUACUCGAAGGAGCAGACUUUUACUCCCGACUGUAUUCUCUGCAGCUUCUAACGGCAAUCUUGGCAGCUCGUGCAGAGAGGACCGAAGAGUGCGUCCUAAUAGCACCACUGGGAAUCUCUCGCCUCGUAGCCGUUCUCGAUGACCAGCGCGAUGCCAUUAGGAACGAAGCUAUCACUCUCUUGACAUUUCUUACCCCCUCAUCGGCGGACAUACAGAAGCUAGUUGCUUUCGAGAACGCAUUUGACAGGUUAUUCUCUAUUAUAGCACUGGAUGGAUCAUUGGCUGAUGGAGGUCGAGUUGUCGAGGAUUGCCUAAUCCUCCUGGCAAAUCUAUUGCGGGCGAACGCAUCGAACCAGUCCCUUUUUCGCGAAUCUGGUGGAGUCAAAAAUUUGGCCACCUUGCUGCAAGGUGUCUUACAAGGACAAGCAGCUGUGGCUGAUGAUGUCGCAGGGUGGGUUCAAGCACAACGGGGUCGUAACAUUUAUGCCCUUCUUGCCGUGGUUCGCCUCCUACUUGUGCAUGGUGCUGUUGGCACCGCCCAAAACCAGUUGGCAUUAUGGCAACAUGGCUUGCUUUACCACGCCCUUCGUCUUUCUUUCAGUGCAGCGGUACAGACGCCAGUCAAAGCCGAGGGCAAUACGACUCUACAGGAGAGCUUCGCACAACUGCAAGUCCCCUCUCCCCUUUCUCAACCCAGCUCAGGGGCGAGAGACGGGGGUGGCCCGGAUAAAGAUCCCGAAGUAUAUGUCAUUGACGGACUACUUGAUCUGACCCUCGCAGUCUCGGCCAAUGACAUGUUUGACGUGCGAAUUGCAGCCUGUGACUGCCUCAAAGCCUACUUCUUUGAUCACGCAGAGAUACGCCUUCACUUCCUCAAACGAGCAAUUGAAGGCUACAAAACGGGCCUUGACGAGACAGCUAAUGUGCUCGCUGUCCUGCUUCGGCCCUACAACGACGACGCCAUUGUCAAUCCUUACCGCCCCUGGUUUGCUGCCAUAAUCACCUUCCAUCUUCUCUUCAACAACCCUGAAGCAAAAAGUCUUGCCAUGGCAGUGACUGAGGGUGAUGCAGAAGAUGGCGAAGAAAUAGUCACUAGUAUUCAGUCUGUUGCUGCUCAUCUCCUUUCCGGGCUCGGUCGUGAACAGGACAGCCGGGUUGCGACUGGAUAUUUGAUCCUCCUUCUCGGUUGGAUGUUUGAGGACCUGGAGGCUGUCAACGACUUUCUGGCCGAAGGCAGUAAUAUACAAGGCCUGAUACAGGUAGUCGUCCGGCCUGGCCCAGCCGACGAAAUCGUUCAAGGACUGUGUGCCAUGAUUCUGGGUGAAAUUUACGAGUUCUCGACCAAGGACUCCCCUAUUCCCAGAGCUAGCCUUCACGCAAUCCUACUCUCUCGGCUGGGAAAGGAAAAGUUCAUUGACAGACUUAGCAGGUUGCGAACCAACCCAUUGAUGCGCGACUUUGAAGUCCUCCCUCAGAAGCUUGAUCCAUCCUCUCCGGGUCGACUGCCUGAAGUGUUCUUUGAUAUCACUUUUGUGGACUUCUUCAAAGAUAACUACAGUCGGCUAUUGCGGGCCAUUGAUCGAGAUCCUGGCCUGGAAAUUCCCGUAUCAGCAAAUGGCGUGCAACAAGGCAUCUCGCGAGAUCUGGUGGACUCCCUACGCGCCCAGCUAGGAGAGAAAAGCAAAGCGCUUGAUGAGUUACAUAUGGCCUCUACUACUCUUGAGAGGCAGCUUGGGCAAGAACAGGCAGACCAUCGGAAGAGUCGAGAAAAUGCAGCCGUUGAUAUUGCCAAGGUCAAUGCCGCGGUUGAGGCCGUUCGGCGAGACCAUGCUGCUGAGCUAGAUAAGAUGCGUCAACAGCUUGCUUCCGAGCAGGCUGAGCACGCUCGGCAACUGAAGCAAGCGAUCCAGUCUAAAGAAGUCGAGUUGGAGGCUGAGCGUCGCAAACUAGUUUCGAUUCAGGAAGAUUACAAAAGGCAGAUCGAUUAUACGAAAAAAACGAGCGAGGCCGAGUUAGAGAAACUGCGACGAAAGAUGGCCUCACUUGGCGACGAUCAUGAAAAGCAACUGAGCAAAGCCAGUGAAGCUGCAGAAGUUGAGGUUGGCAGACUCAAACGUCGUGCCGACGCCGAAGCCGCGGAUCUACGCGCCACUAUCAGCAGGCUAGAAGUCGAUCUUAUGAAGACGAACAAAAAUAAAGCGCAGGAGCUUCAUACACUGCAAGAGGAGCAUACCGCGCGACUAAACCUGACACAGCAACAGAGCUUGGCCAAGCUCGAGAAGCAGAUUGACCUGGCGGAAGAGUCUGUCAGCAAAUGUGCGCGCCUCGAGAAAGAACUGGAUGAAACCAAACAGGACGGCCUCAAGAUUGCAGCCAACCUAGCGGAGGUUACUAACGCCAAGCAAGCAAUACAGACAGAAUUGGACGACCUGCUAAUGGUAUUUGCCGACGUCGAAGACAAGGUCAGCAAGUACAAGGCUCGGUUGAGGAAGAUCGGACUGGAGGUCUCUGAUGGCGAGGAUGAAGAAAGCGAGGACGAGAGCGAAGACGGGCAGGAGCAGAGCGACGAUGAUGGCGAAAGUGAGGACGAGGCGGGCAGCGGGCGAGUGACAGCGAGUCGCAAGACUGCUUGA